This is a messenger RNA of Bipolaris sorokiniana ND90Pr, 513 nucleotides long. RefSeq lists its product as uncharacterized. The transcript has a single exon. The record is from RefSeq and is a predicted model, not a curated record. The coding region runs from base 1 to 513 and encodes 170 amino acids. Gene Ontology annotation, biological process: fatty acid biosynthetic process; secondary metabolite biosynthetic process. Lineage: Eukaryota; Fungi; Ascomycota; Dothideomycetes; Pleosporales; Pleosporaceae. Gene Ontology annotation, molecular function: fatty acid synthase activity.
AUGUCAUGUUGGCCAGCCGACAUCCCGAAAUCCUGGCCAGUGUCCGAGUUCAUGUCUCACCUGGAAGUUUUGCUACGUGUUGUAUCAGUGGAUAUUACAAACAAGGAAGGCUUGAAAGCGGUAUGCACAGAGAUCAAACCUACUCUACCGCCGAUUGGAAGUAUCAUCAAUGGUGCCAUGGUGCUUCGGGACCGCAUCUUCGCCGACACGUCCUGGAGCGACUUCGCGGAGGUGCUGGCACAGAAUACGGCAGGAACUUGCAGCCUUGACGAGCUCUUCGGUGAAGAUGAGGCGUUGGAAUUCUUCAUAAUGCUUUCGUCUGCAACGUUGAUUGUUAGAACUCGUGGCCGGUCCGCUUACAGCGCGGCGAACCAUUACAUGUCAAGCCUCGUGCAAAAUGGCCGGAUUCGUGGAUUGGCGGGCUCCGUCGUCACCAGUGGUUUCCUGAUGGGACUGGGCUACAUUUUACGUUGGGAAGUAAAACACCGCUCUACCAUUGAGAAGUCUCUUUAA